Enterobius vermicularis (human pinworm) is the source of this 252-nucleotide messenger RNA. NCBI's taxonomy places the organism in Eukaryota, Metazoa, Nematoda, Chromadorea, Rhabditida, Oxyuridae. The record is from the annotation of a GenBank genome assembly.
AUGACCUCUGCAUUUUUCACUUCUUAUCAUUUACAUGAGUUUAAAAAGGCUGACGUAUCGAGUGAAAAAGGUGCUCAGUUUGAAAUGGAAUCCCCUGAAAACCUAUGUAUAUUGUUGAUGGCCUUACAAUCGCGAGGUAUAGCCGUUAAUCAGUUAUCUUUCAAUAAGGACAACUGGAAAAUAUUUGGUGGACAACGUCAUACGUUGGGUGCAGAGGAGAGGAGCAGUAGAAAGACAGUGGAGUUCUUUUAA